ACACACACACCAUACACACGCACAAACACAUACAUACACACACAAACACACACACAACACACAGAGCUCUAAGAUAAUAGAAUGUUUGAAGAUGCGCAUGCGCGGCUGCAGAUUGCUACCAAUUGCCAUAUCGUUAAUCGUAUUCAUCAUUUUGGGCAUCAGCUACAUAACAAGUCCGCUGCGUGAGAGUGCCGCCCGCCGCAAACUGGAACGGGAUGAGUUUCUUGUCCAUUUGCCAGCCAACAGCGACGAGGACAAGUCAACAGUUGCGGCCAGCGCUCAUCUGGCAAAGAAGCAGCAGCUGCAGCCAGGAGCUGGCCCCCUGCUGAAUCUGAGCGAUUUUGAUUAUCUGCUGGCCAGCAAUGUGUGUCGACGGGCCGAACGGGAGCUGCUGGCUGUGCUCAUUGUCACCUCGUAUGCGGGGCAUGAUGCACUGCGCGCCGCGCACCGCCAGGCGAUCGCCCAGAGCAAGCUGGCCGAGAUGGGGCUGCAACGCGUCUUUCUUUUGGCCGCGCUGCCGGCACGUGAACGCUUCCUGACACAGGCGCAGCUGGCUAACGAACAGGCGCGCUUCGGGGACCUGCUGCAGGGUAACUUUGUGGAGGACUAUCGCAAUCUCAGCUACAAGCAUGUGAUGGGUCUGCGCUGGGCGGCCGGUGAAUGCCGGCAGCGCGCCAAAUUCAUCAUUAAGCUGGACGAUGACAUCAUCUACGAUGUAUUCCAUUUGCGGCGCUAUCUUGAAUCUCUGGAGCUUAGCCAGCCGGCGCUGGCCACCAGCAGCACCCUGCUGGCGGGCUUUGUGCUCGACGCCAAGCGGCCGAUACGGCUGCAGGCGAGCAAAUGGUAUGUGACACGACAGGAGUAUUCGCACGCCCUCUAUCCGGCCUAUCUAUCCGGCUGGAUGUAUAUCACAAAUGUGCCCACUGCCGCCAGGCUGGUGGCGGAGGCGGCACGCAUGCCCAUCUUCUGGAUCGAUGACACCUGGCUGACGGGCAUUGUGCGCUCACGCCUCGGCAUUCCCCUAAUGCGGCACAACAACUGGUAUUCGGCCAAUUCCGAAUUCCUCGACUGCUGUCUGCGCGACCUCAGGCUACAUGGCUACGAAUGCGAGUACUUUGCGGGACCCAAUGGGGGCGAUGCCAAGCUGCUCGUUGAGUUUCUGCACAACGUGGAGAAGUGCUACUUUGACGAAUGCAUUAAACGGCCGCCUGGCAAAUCCCUUCAAGCAACGUGUUUGGCCAGCGUCAAAUCGCCGGCUCUGGAGCAUGGAAUCGCUGACAUUCAGCCGCUCAAGCUGAGAUGACCUCCAGUUGUCGAGAUUUCUUCAUCUAGACUAAGGCACUUUAGGCUUAAGUCAUUCCAUGUGCAAGCUGGCAGCCUUUGACUCGUCCACAUCGCUGCCAGUCAUCGUAUGUACUAUUUAGACUGUAGGAUCGAAAAGUACACCGAUCAGCGUAUACUCUAACUUAUUUUAUAGCUAACUUAUCGCAUCACUG
Messenger RNA from Drosophila novamexicana, 1496 nucleotides. Its product is annotated as N-acetyllactosaminide beta-1,3-N-acetylglucosaminyltransferase 4. Lineage: Eukaryota; Metazoa; Arthropoda; Insecta; Diptera; Drosophilidae. Gene Ontology annotation, molecular function: hexosyltransferase activity. The transcript is spliced from 2 exons. The record is from RefSeq and is a predicted model, not a curated record. Bases 92 to 1303 code for a protein of 403 amino acids. Gene Ontology annotation, cellular component: membrane.